Molecule: messenger RNA, 3556 nt
Organism: Ziziphus jujuba (common jujube)
Lineage: Eukaryota; Viridiplantae; Streptophyta; Magnoliopsida; Rosales; Rhamnaceae
Product: protein LEAD-SENSITIVE 1-like
Exons: 3
Coding region: 200-1165 (321 amino acids)
Source: RefSeq, a predicted model, not a curated record
UCAUAAUUAUUUGUUUAAGAAUAUAGAAAUAUGGUCUUACCCUUCUGUAAGCCAAUCCAAUCCUUUCUGCAUUACGGUCCAAAACCUGUAUUGUCAGGGUAUUGAAUAUUGGCAUUGCCUCUAUAGUGUGGUUCAGUUCAGCUUCCCAUUUCCUAAAACACAAAUUUGAGGGGCAGAGAGAAAAACAUAUCCCAAUUGUAUGAUGAGUGAACUGCGGAACAAGAUCUGUAAGGUGCUUCUCAAGGAAAUCAGGAAGGAAAACCUGCAGCCUGGAGAUCACAUCUACACAUGGACACGAGCCAAUACAAAAGAACAUGGAAUAUAUUUGGAUGAUGAAAACGUGAUCCACUUCUCUCAAGGUCGACGAGGAGCAAGGUCAGACGAUCAUCAUAGUACAUGUCCAAAAUGCAGAGACCGUGAUCAAUCAAAUUUUCAUGGUGUGGUCUGUUCCUGCAUAGAUUGUUUCCGUUCUGGUGGAGAUCAUCUCUAUCUCUUUGAAUAUGGUGUUAAUCCAGCUCUCAUCCUAGCCAAAUUCGGAGGAGGUACAACUCUUGCGCUUGCUGAUCCACCUGAAGUUGUGCAGAACCGUGCAUCUAGUUUCCUACUAAAUAAUAGCAAUGACUCCAGCAGCUACUACCGUUUCAUAAAUAAUGGUAAAGACUUUGCAAUGUAUUGCAAAACGGGCUUGCUAGUGAUGGAUAACAUAAAUUUCAGCAGAAGUUGGCAAGCUGCAGCAUUUUUCUUGGCUGUUAGUGUCACUUUCUUUCUUUUUCUGCAGCAAAGCACAGCUGCAACUUUUACUGAUGCGGCAGCUACAUGUUUCGGCUUAUACUGUAUUCAUAAAUUUGGUUCUGAUAUUGGAGCCCGUCCUAAUGUUAUUAAAGUGGAUCAAGUAGAGACAUUGCCUGAUUUUGAUAAGAAAUUGUCUUCUGCUGCGUCAGGCUUCAGACCUAUUCAAUCCUUAAUUGACCUGUUCAUACUUUUGCUGAUGACUCUUUUCAAUAUUCAGCUGCUAUCAAGAGUACGAAUGUGGUCUGAGCCUCUUCAACUGCUGUCUGAGACUCCUCGAGUGGUCUGGAUUCUAGCAUGUAUCAUACUUUUCUACCUAGCAAUAUUAAAAAAGGUUGUGCUGGUGCUGGAUCAAGACCAAAAUCAUGGACACUGAUACUAGAAGACUUCAUUUGCUUCUCAAUGUCUUUUAUAAUCUGGUUUUCUUAUAAUACUACAUCCCUACUUCUGAUAACUUUCUUUGCUUUUAGAUCCCAUAACCUGUAUCCGAAUUCUUCAUGUCCAUAUUCGAUAAAGAUGCAUGGAGUAGUCCUUGUGUCAAGCUUCUGUCUAAACUCGUUUGAUACAUGUGCAAAGGCUAAACAUCUAAAUACUCUUAAAUGAAAGUAUGAUGGAUUUUUACUAAACCACAUUUUCUCCGAAAUUUCAAAAUUCAGUAGUACUAAUGGCGCUUUGUUAAUUAAAUAGCAGGUGACACGAAUAGCUUCUCCCCGGAAUGACUUUGUUAACUUAGCCAUACUAAUCAUACUUUUGACCUUCUCCAUAAUCGUCCGAUUCAUUCUCUCGGUUACACAAUUAUGUUGUGGGAUACGAGAGAUUGUCUUCUCAUGCUGAAUGCCCUGUCCUCUAUAGUAUGCAACAAACUCUCGAGAAGUAUACUCACCUCCAUUGUCUGAGCGAAGACACUUUAGCUUCUUUCCUAUCUCACGCUCUACUAUGGCAUGGAACUCUUUGAAGUAAUCUAAACUUGAUCCUUCAUCUUUAGGAAAUAAACCCAUACCUUCCAAGAAGCAUCAUCUAUAAAGGUCAAGAAAUAUCUGUUGCCACCUAGAGAUUCUUCUUCCAAAGGUCCAUAAACAUCAGAAUGCACCAGACUAAGCAAUUCUGAUCUUCUCGUUAAAGAGGUUUUAAAUGAGACUCUGUAUUGCUUACGAUACAAACAAUGAUUACAAGGAUCUGGCACAACAUUCUUGGAAAUGGUGAUAAGCUUUUUUUUAGUCAAGGUAGACAAUCUUUUCUCACUCAUGUGAUCGAGUCUUUAGUACCACAGAUUUUGAGAUACCUCUCCUUCUGUAAUAUUGAGGUUGUCUACACAAAUCUUCACAUGAGUCUUGUGAAGUGUUCAACAAAUAUAUCCUUGAGCAAGAACCGUAGCACCUUUUGUCAUUUUCCAUUGGCCGUUAUAAAAGUGGUUGCAGAAGCUUUCUUAUCAAAGGCUAUUCCUGAAAGCAGAUUGAGCCAAAGGUUUGGAACAUGUCGGAUAUCCUUCAAAGUAUUUAUAUGUCCAACAUUGGUUUUUAUCUUAAUAUCACCAUUUCCGAUGAUCUUAGCAAAGCUGUCAUUUCUCAUCUUCGCUGUGCCAAAAUUUCUUGCUUUAUAUAUUUUGAAAAAUUCUACAUGUGGAGUAACGCGGUAGGAUGCUAUAGUAUCAACUAUCCACUCGACUUCUUAGCUUGAAGUGUGAAGGCAUGAUUCUUCAUGUGUGUAACAAUAUGCCACUUCUCCUCUAACAGUGAUUAAAGUUUCACCAUCCUUCCUAGGCUAAUUGCUUUUCUGCCCCUGCUCUCGCAACAUCUUCCUGUAGUACUUCUUUAAGUGACCUUCUCGGCUACAAUAAUAACACUUAUAUGCUAGCCUCCUUCCAUCUGUAGAUCUACCUCUACUUUAGCUCUUGUCUGUCCCCCUGUCAUGACUACAUUCUUGCUAUCUCCCUCGUUUCUCUAUGAGAAAGGCAUGUUUUUUAUUAUUGCCAAUGUCCUUUCUCCUGGCCUCCCCAUUAAAUAAGGCAUUCAUCACCAUAGCCAUGGAAAGUUUUCUGUUAGGGGUUGAAUCACUAAGAGAGACUACUAGUGUCUCCCAGCUAUUUGGAAGAGAGCUAAGAAGUAAAAAUGCCUGCUCCUUAUCUCCUAGUUGUAACUCCACCGCAGAUAAUUGGUUAACCAAGUUCUAAAACAUAUUAAUAUGCUCAGCUAUAGAAGUUUCAUUUUUCAACUUCAAAUUCACCAAACGCCUCAUCAAUAAGACUUUAUUUUGAGUAGUCUUGGCUUGGUAUAUGUCUUUUAACUUUUUCUAGAGGGUAUAUGUUUCUGUCUCUUGUGCAACAUUAUGGAAGAUACUAUGGUCGAUCCAUUGUCGAAUUUGACCGAUCAUUUUCCUGUUCAUCUUCUUCCAUUCUACUUCUUUGGUGGGAUCGAGAUUCCUACCUUCAACAUCCAAUGGGUCAAACAAGUCCUUGUACUUUAGAAGAUCUUUCCAUCUGAGGUCUUCAAAGUGCAUAGUUGGUGGCAGUAAGCUUAUAUCAUAGCUCCCGAAUGUGACUCAUCCAUUGACAUCUUAUCCUAUGAAAAUUGGAGCUGCAUUUGGCAAAAUAGAGUCCACCAAUGCGUCGAAACUGUCAAAAAUGUUAGGUUUGACUCAUCUCGAGUCAAAAUGUGAAUCUCCAAAAUUUAAGGUCAAAUUGCAAUUUUCAAAAGUUUUGGGUCAAACUGUAAAUAUCAAAACUUCUAGUAAAAUCUCCAAAUACCAAAAAUAUAAGGGUAUUUCUACA